CGUUGGGACUUUUACGGGAGCGGAAGCCGGAAGUAGAGUCCAUCGGCGGCGGCGGUGUUCUGGAAGCUAGCGAACGGAUUGAAAUGGGUUUUUGAACGCGAACGGAACACCAUGAGCUCGUAUUUGAUGCUGUUUCUGCUGCUGCUGGACAUUAACUCCCAGUGUGUGAUCGCGUAUCUGAGCUCUCCUCACGUGGGUCAGGAGCCGCCGUACACAGCGCAGCAGAGUCCGGUGAUGAGCAGUCCGGUGGCACUGACCGCUUCCUCCACUGCUCCGGUGGUGACCGAUAGCUACCUGUCCAGGUGUCCCAGCGGCAGUCAGUGCUCCAGACUCCCGGCCGACUGCAUCAUCUGCGCAUUUCAUCACAACUGCAGCUACGGCCGGCCGGCUAACUUCACCUGCAGAGCCAGAGCCGGCGUUCACUGUGUGAACGAGCAGGGUCAGCCGCAGCAGAACUUCACGCUGACGCUGGACUGUCGCUUCUGUUGGCAGCUGGACGCGUCGCAGUAUCGCUGCUCAAACUCCACCAGCUGCAUGACUGUGUCCUGUCCCCGCAGACGCUAUAACGCCAGCUGCGAAGCUCUGGAGCACGUGCACUGCCUCGGCAAGCGGGUGUUUCAGAAGCGUCUGUUCUGUAACUGGACGGGAGGAUAUAAGUGGUCCACGGCUCUGGCCCUCAGCAUCUCUCUGGGCGGCUUCGGUGCGGACCGCUUCUAUCUGGGCCAGUGGAGGGAAGGUCUGGGGAAGCUCUUCAGCUUCGGAGGCCUGGGCAUCUGGACGCUGAUCGACGUGCUGCUGAUCGGCGUGGGAUACGUGGGGCCGGCCGACGGCUCUCUCUACAUCUGAGGUUCGGAUGGCGUGACUGUGACUCCUCCAUCCCAGAUUUCCAGCCCGAUUCGCACGUGUCUCGUCCAAACUCCCACUGCGGCAGAUUCCCAUCUGCUCCCGAUGCGUCCCUGCCUUCAGCAGCACGUCUGACUAACGCCGUCGGAGGAAGAGCGCGAUGAAGACGCUUCACGGUUCGGAGUCUAAAACAUGUACAAUAUGUAUCUAAACUCAUCUGUGUGCGUGUAAUAUUACUGCUGUGUGUAUAUAUGAUUCACUGGUGAUUUCUGAUUAAAACUCUGUCAGGUUGAUGAUGAUCGUCACCUGUGUUUGGCUUUAUGUCUUUAUAUAUAUAUAUAUAUUCCUCACAGAUUCAGCAAGACGAGACACUGCAGGUGAAAAUAUGAAGAUAAAGUCAGGUUCAAAAUUCCUGUUUGGAUUUCUGCUGUCAAACAAUUAAUCGCAUCCAAAAUAAAAGUUUUUGUUUACAUAAUGUGUGUGUGUAAUGUAUAUAUUUAUGUAAAUGUAAAUGCACACACAUAUUUAGAAAAUAUUUACAUGUAUAUAUUUGUAUUCAUAUAAUUGGUAUUAUAUAUUUAAUAUAUAAACAACAUAUUUUGCAUACGUGUGUGUAUUUACACAGUAUAUGCAUAAUAAAUAUACACAGUACACACUCAUAUAUUAUGCAAUUUGUGAUUAAUACUAGUUUAUAUUAAAGGUUUUAAUCUGAGGGGUUUAUGUUUUUAUCACUCCAUAAAUCAGAAAAUUGUGAAAGCUUGUUUCUGCCACGGCAUAAAAAAAUUAAAUAGGUAAUAGUGACUUUUUAAAUCACAAUUCAGACAUUUGUCUCGCAAUUCUGUGUUUAUAUCUAACAAUCGUGCGAAGAAAAGUCAGAAGUGCGAGAUGCAAACUCAGAAAUGUGAAACGCAAACUUGCAAUUGUGAGAAUUUGCAAUUACCUUUUUUAUUCCAUGGCAGAAACAAAAAAAGUAUAAUUUCUGAGUUUAUUUCUUGCAAUUGUUUGUAUCCUUUUUGCAAGAAUUGCAUGAAAAAAAUUCAAAUUGUGAAAUAAAAAGUCGCAAUUGCCUUUAUUUCUUAUUCUGUGGCAGAAAACACGCUUCCAUAGAAAAUACUGUAAAUGGACACAUUUUCACCAUGCUUUUAGGAAUAAAAUGUGUAAAUCAGUGUAAAUGAAAUCUGAACAAACCUUCAGAAUACAGAGAGGAAUGAAACUCUAAAGUUUGCUGUAUGUAAGAGAAAAAACUAGAUGCAAAUAGAUAAAGUGGAAUUAAGUAAUAAAAUCAAUUAAAUGUG
Onychostoma macrolepis is the source of this 2138-nucleotide messenger RNA. RefSeq names its product TM2 domain containing 3 (gene tm2d3). The transcript has 6 exons. Bases 112 to 846 code for a protein of 244 amino acids. Lineage: Eukaryota; Metazoa; Chordata; Actinopteri; Cypriniformes; Cyprinidae. The record is from RefSeq and is a predicted model, not a curated record.